GAGUUCAAAUGCUACCUCAGACACUUGACCCGGAUGGAGUCACUUCACCCUGUCUGCUUCAGUUUCUUCAUCUGUAAAAUGAGCUGGAGAAGGAAAUGGCAAACCUCUCCUGUGUCUUUGCCAAGAAAACCCAAAUGGACCCCGGAGGGGGACACGAGCGAAAUGACAACAAAUGGGUGUGCCAUCUUCACACUAAUGUCUGUCUCACCCACGUCCCGGGGUCCUCUCCUAGACCCCGCCCCGGCUCCCUUCCAAGGGCAGUGCCUGGGGAGCCUAUGAUUUUAUCCGCUCCCUAGCAGCUCCCUGGCCGCUCUCCCUCCAGGCCUCGUCCCGCCCCUCGCCCCGCCCCUUCAGCCCCGCUUAAACUGUUUUCCUCUUUCCCUCCCCCGUCCUUGACCCUGAUGAAACCUCCCUUCAGCCCUGCCCUCCGCAGCCCCGCCCCCUGUCUAGACCACGCCUUCUGGCUCAGCCCCUCUCCCAGCCACUAGACUCGUCAUGGCCUCUCUGGUCCCGCUCCGAGACUGCCAGGCUUGGAAGGAUCAAGGCCUGCCUCUGUCCACCACCAGCAAUGAAGCCUGCAAGCUCUUUGACGCCUCCCUGACCCAGUACGUGACCUGGAGCAACGAGAAAAGUCUCGGCGGCCUGGAAGGAUGCUUUUCAAAAAUGAAGGCGGCGGAUCCCACGUUCGUGAUGGGGCACGUCAUCGCCAACGGCCUGGCGCUCAUUGGCACGGGGACCUCGGUGGCACUGGACCCAGGCCUCCGCCUCUCCAUGGAGACCAUGGUGGAGCUUUCCAGGAACCAGCCGCUGACCGAGCGGGAGAAGCUGCACGUGGCGGCCGUGGAGAUGUUUGCUAAGGGGUGUCUUCCCAAAGCCUGCAUCUUAUGGGAACAGAUCCUCCAGGACUAUCCCACCGACAUGCUGGCGCUGAAGUUCUCCCACGAUACCUACUUUUACCUGGGCUAUCAGGUGCAGAUGAGGGACUCUGUGGCUCGGGUCUUUCCUCACUGGGCCCCCGGCAUCCCCCUCAGCAGUUACGUAAAAGGCAUUUAUUCUUUCGGAUUGAUGGAAACGAACAUCUAUGAUCAGGCGGAACAGCUGGCCAGAGAGGCGCUCUCUGCGGACCCCACGGACGCCUGGUCCGUGCACACCAUGGCCCACAUCUACGAGAUGAGAGCCGAGGUCAAGGACGGGCUGGCCUUCAUGCGGAGCUCCGAGUCCAACUGGAAGGACCGCGACAUGCUCGCCUGCCAUAACUACUGGCACUGGGCCCUGUACCUGAUAGAGAAGGGAGAACACGAGGCGGCCUUGACGAUCUAUGACCAGCACGUAAGUCUGCAUGGAGGCCCCAGCUCCGGGGGCCUCCCUGCCCACUUGGGGAUCUCCCUGCCCGCUCCAGGGGGCUUCCCUGCCACUCUGGGCAGAUGCACCAGGGGUCUCCCCACAGCCCCCCAAAGCAGCCCCACGUUGUUGCCCCCAAUCAGUGACCCAGGUCAGAUCCCCUUCAGGCGCUGUUCAUAUGGGGGCCUCCCCCAGCUCUUUCUUACCCAGAAGGAAGCCCUGGGUCAAUGCUGGCUCCAAAUGCUGCUGGGAAGGGGAAAGAAGGGGUGGCAGAGGGCGGGGGUGGGGGGGGAGAAAGGGGGCAGCCGUGGCGGCCAUGUGAUCUCAGGCGAGUCGCUGUGCUCAGGCCUCAGCGUUCCCCUCCAAGAAUGGGUCGGUAGACAUUUGGUCUGUGGCAGCCACGGGACCAGCGUCUGGGUCUGCCUUCUUCCUCUCGGGCUGGCAGUCUUCCCGCUGAGCCCUCCUAGUUCUGUGUCUGUGAAAUGGGCUGAGGCUGCGAGGGCCGGGGGGUCUCCCCCCUCCCACCCCCCGCCCCCGGGCUGCCGGACACGGACACGUCCCGCGAGGACGUCCUGCCUGGGAGCUGACGGUCACAGACUGGGAGGCGGCCUCCUGCCGGCCGCAAGUGUCCAGAGUGCUCCGGCCCCAGUCCAGAUGGAGCCUCAGCCACAAGCUAGCCCUGGGCGGGCCGGGGCCCCGGUUACGGCCCCACGGUGCCCGGGCCCUGAUAUCGAGGGCGGGGGCCCCCAUUACGGCCCCCACGGCCGUGCUGAGACGUUCACAUUGCAGAUUGCGCCCCGCCUUCUGGCGACGGGGUCGAUGCUGGACAUGGUGGACAGCUGCUCCAUGCUCUACAGACUCCAGCUGGAAGGUGUGCACGUGGGGGACCGCUGGCAGGCCGUGCUUCCGGUGACGAAGCCGCAUUCCAGGGACCACAUCCUGCUCUUCAACGACGCUCACUUCCUCAUGUCCUUCCUGGGGGCCAAAGACCACGGGACCGUCCAGGAGCUCCUGAGCACCCUUCAGGAACUGGGCCAAAGCCCCGGGGAGAACCACCAGCACUGGCUGUCUCGGGAGGUGGGGCUGCCCCUGUGCCAGGCCCUGGUGGAGGUGGAGAAUGGAAACCACGACCGGGCUGUGGACUUGCUGCUUCCCAUCCGAUACAGGAUCGUCGAGCUCGGCGGCAGCAAUGCUCAGAGAGACGUCUUCAAUCAGCUGCUGGUUCACGCUGCAGUUCGGUGUCGGCGGAAAUGCCACCGGAACCUGGCCAGGAGCCUCCUCAUUGAGCGGGAUGCCCUGAAGCCCGGCUCUCCUUUGACCGAACGCCUCAUCCGAAAGGCAUCGUCCUUGCAUCUCAUGGAGUAAAGCCUUCCUAGGGGGAACUGGCCUUCUUCCUCCUUCCCAAAGAGUGCCAGUCUCACGAUUGUCCAUUUGAAGGAAGCCACAAUGCCCAACUGAACCAGAAGCCAAAUUCUAUUCCCGCCCCCUAGAAAAGGAAAUCUCCACAGAGGCCACAAGCACCUUCACCAUCCUCUGCCUGCUAUCCCACUUCAUUUAAGAAGGGACACUCACAUCUCAAGUGUCAGAGAGCGGGUCUUCUCCUUUGUGAAUUAUCUGCUUUGAUUUGUAAGCACCCAGCCCCAUCUUGUCUAGAGAAAAGGGAAUUGAGGCAAGGAGAGAGGAAGAACCUCCCUUCUUCCCUCCCCUUCCUCUUUGCACCUAAUGUGAAGCUCUGGGCUUUUCCUGUCAUUUUAUAACUUCUGAAAAUGUCUAAACCCAACAUGACCAAGGAGUCACAUGUAUGGCUCCCCUCACCCCCCGUACUCUUAACAGUCACCAAUGGAAAAAGGUGGCCUCUGGGCUCUAGGAGAGUCUGCAUCAGCCUGGAGGCCCCACUCUGACAUUUUCAGGUUGGGGCCAUGGUGACCAGAUGAGAAGACAGGCUCAAGGUCCUCCUGUCUGGCAUCAAAAUAGCCCCUCCAUCAUUAGGGGCAGCCUGACCAGUGUGGGACUGUCUCCUAUGCUUUGAUGCAGGCUUUUUUUUAAUCAACUUUUCCAGGGAAAUCAAUAUCAACUUGAUCUUGAGCACAUCCCAGACUGCUCUAAGGCUCCCUUUCCUUCUCAGUAAAUUGAGGCUUGUCACCCUCCUGCCACCUUCUCCCUUGUGAGGUUAGUUAUGGAGUUGUGAUGAGGCUGGUGCUUUGUCACCCCCCUAUGGAAACGAUGAGCACACUGGACUUCCAGCCGACUUCAUGGGUGCUCACCUCUCAACAAUCAGAUCAGUCGUCAAGCUUUCAGCUUUCCAAGGUCCCAUUUGUGUGCAGGCCACGAUGCUUUGGGGGAAAUCCUUUUCAGUCUCUCUUCUCUGAGCAUCAAGAAAAACAGGGUCAGCAAAUACGAGGUCAUGGAAUUGGGGGGCACCAAAAAUUCAGGGAGCCCAGAAGGCUUCAUGUGGAGUAUUUGAGCAGGGCUCAGGAGAGGUCCUAAGGAGCAGAGGUCAGGAGGGAUGGCGUUUAAGGCCUGGAGGUGGGAGAUGAACUAUUGGGUGAGGAACUACGGAAAAGCCAGUUAGACUGGAUUGUAUGAAGGGCAGUCUUGUAUACAAUAGUUAUGUAUAAAUGUAUAAGAAACUAAAGACGAUUGAAUGGAUCCUAGAUUGAAGGAGGAGGACGUUAGAGGCAGACAUGGCAAUAAUCCAGAUAGGAGGUGAUGGGGCUAAACAGAGAUGGUGAUUCUAGGUGUGGAGAGAAAGUGAUGGCAUGGGACAUUGUGGAAGCAGAAGGAAAAGUCCUGACAAGAGAAUGGCUAUUGGGGUGGAGGAUCUUGAAGAGUUAAGGAUGACACCAAAGUUGUUGACUUCUAUCACUGGGAUGACAGUGGUGAGGAGGAGGAAGAGAAAUGUUUUUUUUGGUUUCUUUUUUUUGAGGAAGAUAAUUCAGGAGUAGCACCAAUGAAGUCAAAGUCACAAAAGAUAAAAUUUUGGACAUAUUUUGCCUGUUUUGGACAUGUUGAGUUUGAGAUGCCCAGCUCAAAGUCUGUGACCUCUCAUCUCAUGAAAAAUAGCAUCAAAGAAUCUGAACUUGGGCCAAGUGGAGGUGGGGGGUAUAAGGAAGUGGGUAGUUAUAGGUGAAGAAUAGGUUUCAAAUAAACCAAACUGCAGUGCUGCUUUUUAAAAAAUGAAUGUAACAGAAUUUAAGGAAGAGGAAAACGACUUAGCAGUUAUAACUUUGAAUGGACUAAACUCAACCACAAAAUGGAAGAGAGACUAGAUCAUGAGACAGAACCCCAUAAUUUUCUGCAUAGAAAAAACUUACUUGAAACAUCAACAUAUAGAGUUAAAUUGAAGAGCUGCAAUAAAUUUAUUGUUUUGAAUGAAUAAAAAAUGCAGCGAUUAAAACCAUGAUUUCAAGUAAGACUAGAUAGAUAAAAUAGAUGCUCUCAAGAGAAACAAAAGGAAAACACAUUAUGCUUUCAAUAGAUUCAGAAACAGAAUUAAAGAACAAGCCACAGAGAUAAUUUUUAAAAGUAAAUUAAAGGGGAUUAGAAAAAUGAAACAACAUACCAAAAUAAUGUCAAUAGUAAAUAUAAAUCUAUGUGCGUAGAGUAGUGUAGCAUUUUAGUUCUCUGGGGAAACCCUAUAAUACAAUGAUAUUUUGAUAGGAAGAAAAUGAUUUCAAAAUUCUUCUCAGAACUUUAUAAGUCUAAAAAAAAAGUAAGAUAGAAAUCAUAUAACAUUGAAAUAUAGAAUAUAACAGUGAAAAAAAAGAUAGUUUUGAUAGGAUUCUGGUAAUUAUUGAAUGAUUAAAGAGCAUGCUUAUGCCAUACCUAUAAAAACAGUGCAUGCUUGGGCAUAAAUAAGUCAUAAUUAUGUGUAAAAUGAAGAAAUAUGAAGUGCUUUCUUAAUAGACAUGCAAUAAAAAUAGUCACCAGGGAAGGGAAUAUGAAUAAAAGAUAUUCCUAAAUGGAGACAAUUUGAUCCCAAUAUCUAGCCUAGAAAAAAAAUCAUGGGAAAACUGAUGUGAAAAUGUUCAAUAAAAAUAUGAGCCAGGACAUUAAAGCAAUCUAUAGAAAUAUUCAGUGACCAAUUUAAUAAUACUGGGGGUAAGAAUGAGUUGUUUCUGUAUUCUACUUUCACUUUAUACAAUUGACCAAAAAAAAUUUAUUUUAAAGCAAACAUACUUUUUGUCAAAGUAUAUUUCCACAAUGAUCAAUUUUGAAAGUCUUGCAUCUUCUCAGCAGUUCAGUGAUCCAAGGCAAUUUCAAUGAACUCUGGAUACAAAAUGCCAUCUGCAUAUGGAGAUUGAAUGUAAAUAACACAUGCUAUGUUCCAAUUUUUUUCUUGUAGUUUUUCCCUUUCUGAUUUUCCUCUCUCAACAUGAUUCAUAAAGAAA
Messenger RNA from Antechinus flavipes (yellow-footed antechinus), 5732 nucleotides. RefSeq names its product tetratricopeptide repeat domain 38 (gene TTC38). The record is from RefSeq and is a predicted model, not a curated record. Lineage: Eukaryota; Metazoa; Chordata; Mammalia; Dasyuromorphia; Dasyuridae. Gene Ontology annotation, molecular function: protein binding. The coding region runs from base 496 to 2706 and encodes 736 amino acids. The transcript is spliced from 13 exons.